This is a messenger RNA of Linum tenue, 945 nucleotides long. The record is from the annotation of a GenBank genome assembly. Lineage: Eukaryota; Viridiplantae; Streptophyta; Magnoliopsida; Malpighiales; Linaceae.
AUGGAAGGACGUGGAAGCAAGGGUCCGGCCGUCUGUGUCACAGGCGGAACAGGUUUCCUAGGCUCAUGGCUGAUCAUGAAGCUCCUCCACCACGGCUACCAUGUUCACGCCACCAUCCGACACAACAACAACAACAAGAGGGACGACGGCAUCACAUUCCUCACCGACCUCCCCGGAGCGGCGGAGAACCUGAAGCUGUUCGAGGCCGAUCUCGACCACCCGGAAACCUUCUCCGCCGCCAUCACCGGCUGCUCCGCCGUCAUCCACGUCGCCACCCCAGCCCUGGAUCUCAACAACAACAAAGACCAUAACAACAGUAACAUCGCAGAAGAAGCCAUCGUCGAGAGAUCGAUAAGCGGAACCCUAGGCAUACUGAAAGCCUGCCUGCUGCACUCCCAGACGGUGAAGCGGGUCGUGUACACAUCCGGCACAGCAGCCGUCGUUUACAGUAUGUGCGCAACGCUGACGGAAAGGAAAGCGGUUGAAUUUGCUCGAGAGCAUGGGCUGGAUCUUGUCACCUUGAUCCCUUCCAUUGUUGUUGGGCCGUUCAUUUGUGCCAAGUUCCCUGCCUCCAUCCGGCUGGCGCUUGCGAUGGUGUUUGGGGAGAAGGACGACGGUGGCGGCGACGUCAUGAUGACGGAGGUGUCGAUGGUCCACGUUGAUGAUGUUGCGAGAGCGUAUGUGUUCCUUUUGGAAAAUCCGACGGCGGAAGGGAGGUACAUAUGUUCUUCGAGCCGUCUCACGAUGGAUCAGAGGGAUAAACUGUCGGCGAAGUAUCCUGAUUUGGCAGUUCCGGCGAUGAAGUCUCUAAAGGAUAUUAAGGGUCUUAAAGUACCUAAGAUUUCAUCAAGGAAACUAUUAGAUGCUGGAUUUGAAUUCGAGUAUGGCCUCGAUGAUAUGUUUGAUGCAGCGAUCAAAUGUUGUAAAACCAAAUGUUAUCUAUAG